Lucilia sericata (common green bottle fly) is the source of this 1451-nucleotide messenger RNA. RefSeq lists its product as uncharacterized. The transcript has 7 exons. The record is from RefSeq and is a predicted model, not a curated record. Bases 35 to 1390 code for a protein of 451 amino acids. NCBI's taxonomy places the organism in Eukaryota, Metazoa, Arthropoda, Insecta, Diptera, Calliphoridae.
CAGCGAAUUCUGUUAUAGUGCUCCGAACAAAAGGAUGUCUAAAUUGAAAAUAUUAAAUUUAAUAAGUUUUGUAUUGUUGAUGGCAUAUUUGCCCAGCAUACAAAGUGAUUGCGUUAUACAAUAUCCCACGGAUGAAGAUACUUUACCGAAAUAUGAAAAAGUUAUUGGAAAAUUUAAAAUACGUGUACCCUACAAUGGAAAUCCUAUAAAAUUAUAUGAUGGUGAAACAAUACAUGUACAUUGUGAUACAUUUUUAAAUUCCAUCAACUAUCAGACGAAAGAAAGAUCUUCUACAUAUGAUUAUCAUUAUGGCUAUAGGGAAGUUGUCGUUGAUAAAUCAAUUUUAAAUAAGAAUUCAAUUACUUUAAAAUGUCGUAAUAACAAGUUAGUUUAUGAUAAUAUAGAACUUUCUCAGAAUAAAUUUUCAUGCAUGCAUCGCAACUGGACUAUCUAUUCCACAAAGCAGCCAUACACUUGGUGUCAAAAUAAUCAAAAUUCCAGUACAUUUUUAUUGGCGACCAAACCAUCUACGGAUAAUUUUGUAUUGGCUGCAAUUUGUUAUAAUAUGGAACAAAUCGCUUUGCAAACUGUAGUUUAUAAUGUUUCAAAUUUACGACGGAAUUAUUUGAAUCAGCCAAUGGACGUGCGCACCACCAAUAUGAUUCCCAGUGAGUAUUUAGAUGAAAAUCUUUGGAAUUUAAAAUUUACCACUCUCUCAGAUUUAAGUGGCACUUUAUUAAAGGAAAAAUUAACUAAUUUGGCUAAAACUGAUAGAUGGCUGAGUUUAGCAAACUACGAAGUAUCUUCAAUUGUACAGGAUGAAAUGUUAAAAAAAUAUUUCAAAGAAUAUGAUAACUUAUUAAAUAUUAUUUGGUGGCGUAACCUGCGUUUGGGUAAUUGGCAACGUUUUUUAAAUACUUUGAAAAACUAUGCUUAUUCUAAUAGUUUUGAAAUAUAUACCGGUACAUCGGGCGUAGCAGAAUAUCCAGCCGAUGACAAGUGCCAUAAAGAAAGACGAUUGGAAAUGAAAUUUGGUUUUAAAAAUGAGACCAUACCUGCCUAUAUAUGGACUUAUUUGAAAUCGUAUGAUAAUUUGAAUCAAGAAUUUAUUAUUGUUGGUUAUAACUCACCCUAUGCUGAGUAUUUCACCACUGAGAAUGUAAUAUUUUGCCCCGAUAUUUGUGCAGAGAUUCCUUGGUUAAAUGAAAUUUAUACCUCCUUUCGUUAUGCAUAUGCGGGCAUUAUGUUUUGCUGUUCAACAGAUUUCAUAAGACAGACCAAUUACUUGCAGGGAUUUCCCAUGGACAUUUUGUUGUCUUCACAUUUGGAAACUACAACUACAGAAGUGGAAACUACAACAAUAGAUUGGGAUAUCACUACUUAUUAUUAAAUAUUUUUUUAUAUGUUUAUUUAUUUGAAUUAAACAAUAAAUAUUAAUCUAUAUCUUUAUA